Molecule: messenger RNA, 3358 nt
Organism: Phacochoerus africanus (Common warthog)
Lineage: Eukaryota; Metazoa; Chordata; Mammalia; Artiodactyla; Suidae
Gene: ANP32E
Product: acidic nuclear phosphoprotein 32 family member E
Exons: 7
Coding region: 322-1116 (264 amino acids)
Biological process (GO): regulation of apoptotic process
Cellular component (GO): nucleus
Molecular function (GO): histone binding; phosphatase inhibitor activity
Source: RefSeq, a predicted model, not a curated record
GCCGUGUCAUGGAGGCUCAGUCUCCGAGCAGCCAUUGAAGGGGAAGGAACUGCGGGUGUGUGUAUGUGUGUGUGCGCGUGUGAGUGCGCGCGCGAGUGUGUGGACAAGGAGGUGGGGGCAGCCGAGUUAAGAGUCCUAACUCCUUGGACUCCAUUUGCUAUUCUCUUUUUUCUCCCACACACCUAUCUGGUGGUGGUGGGCGUUUAAAUUUGCUUUUAUUUUCAUUCAUUUUGAAAUCUUUUAAAAUUUUAGGGUUGGGGGGUAGUGAGAGGCAGGAAAGGGUAAGGGAGGAGAGUAAUAGCAGAAAAGCAGGAGUAGGUCAUGGAGAUGAAGAAGAGGAUUAACCUGGAGUUAAGGGACAGAGCCCCGGAGGAGGUGACAGAGUUGGUCCUUGAUAAUUGCCUGUGUGUCAAUGGGGAAAUUGAGGGCCUGAAUGAUACUUUUAAAAAACUGGAGUUUCUGAGUAUGGCUAAUGUGGAACUAAGUUCACUGGCCCGGCUGCCCAGCUUAAAUAAACUUCGAAAGUUGGAACUUAGUGACAAUAUAAUUUCUGGAGGCUUGGAAGUCCUGGCAGAGAAAUGUCCAAAUCUUACCUACCUCAAUUUGAGUGGAAAUAAAAUCAAAGAUCUCAGUACAGUAGAAGCUCUGCAAAAUCUUAAAAAGUUGAAAAGUCUUGACUUGUUUAACUGUGAGAUCACAAACCUGGAAGAUUAUAGAGAAAGUAUCUUUGAGCUGCUGCAGCAAAUCACAUACUUAGAUGGAUUUGACCAGGAGGAUAACGAAGCUCCAGACUCAGAAGAAGAGGAUGAUGAGGAUGGAGAUGAAGAUGAUGAAGAUGAAGAGGAAGAUGAAGCUGGUCCACCUGAAGGAUAUGAGGAAGAGGAAGAAGAAGAGGAGGACGAGGAUGAUGAUGAGGAUGAAGAUGAAGCAGGCUCAGAACUGGGAGAGGGAGAAGAGGAAGUAGGCCUCUCCUACUUAAUGAAAGAAGAAAUUCAGGAUGAAGAAGAUGAUGAUGACUACGUUGAAGAAGAAGAAGAAGAGGAGGAAGAAGAAGGUCUUCGAGGGGAAAAGAGGAAACGAGAUGCUGAAGAUGAUGGAGAGGAAGAAGAUGACUAGAUUAUCCUAAGACAAGAUUCCCUAACGUUCCUGGGUGUGCAAAAGAGUGAUCACAUCUUCUUUGUUUCUUCAUGUACCAUAGCUAUCCUUACAGAAGAUAACGUGUAACUUUUUAUAGGAAAAGUGUGGUUUUACUAUUUUUGCCUUAUCAUUCCAAAUAAGAUUAACUAGUCUGUUAAUGAUCAUAUUGUAAGUAGAGAAAUCUUCAUUGACCCCAUUGUGAAAUUCCCUAGCAAUUUAUUUAGAAUCUUAACUUUUCUAAUUAAAGCUCACUGUAUUAGCCAAUUUUAGCAUAAUUAAAACAUGAUCGCUUUUACACAGUGUAGUAUGGUGCAUUUCAUUCAUAAGGUUUUAAAGUUAUUUAUAAAUUAACCGAAAUCACAGUUGGCUGGAAUCUGGAAUGAAAAUAGUCUCUUGAAUGAUAGCUUGGUUAUUUUAUUAGAGGUGACCCAGAGAUCUUGUAGUUUGAAGGCAAUGACUUUUGGCUGAGGGUGUUUGAGGUUGCUUUUUCUCACAUGAAUGGUUUGGAAAGUAGGAGCAGAAUAGUAAAGGUUCUAUUCAAGAAUAUAGUUCAUGGCUUUUAUGGAGGUUUCUGAAACCUUUUAAAGCCAUGUGACUAAUAAGAUUUUAGUUUUGAAGAAAAAAUUGCUUAUACUGAGGUCGGAGACAUGUAGAUGUGAGACCUCUCCUGAAGCUGAAGAUCAUGACAUGCCAACAGUUGUGUAUCUUGUUUUAAGUGUGCAUUCUUUGUUUUCCUCUCAGUGAUCACCUCCCUUCCUUGUUUCAUGUCCUUCUUAAAAAAGAGUUGGGAAACUUAGAGAUACCCAGGACAACUUUGUCUUAUACCUCAGCCACCUUUCCAACCUGUCUCAGUUUUAAACAAGCUAAGUGAAAGAAAUUGAGUAUUUUCUCAGAUACAAAUAUUACAAGUACAGUUUUAUGCAAUGGACUGCUUACUAUAAAUCUUGGUUGGCAAGAUGUAUAGACUGUAUUAGAAGGAUGAAGAAAGAAAAGAAACAGAAGAGCCUCUUGGAAGCAGCAUUAGUGUUCCUCAAAAGUCAGAACAAUUGCCUGUUGAUAAUGAAUGAGACAUUCAAAUCAGAGUAGCUUCCCAAAUGAUUUAGAUACCACUCUGUUUCUAAUCUUUCUGAGUAGCCCCUUUAAUUAUUCUUCCUAUAGUUUUAAAGCAUUACCAAGUAUAGCAUUUAAUUGGAACUUACUGGAUAUUUGGAAAGAUGUUUGAAACUAAAUAUUAAAAUUUCAAUUUGUUUUCAAGUGGAUGUCCAUUAAAAAUAGAAAAAUAUCUGGGAUUAAGUGUGAGUGUGUGUUUUCUUACAUGGCUACUAAAUAUAAUAUUGUAUGAGUAGACAAGUACAUCUCCCUUUUUUUGUUGUUGUGGAGGCUCCAUGUUCAAGGCAGUUACUUUUUACAUCUCGGCUAUCAAAUUUUUUCUCCCUUCAUUUUGAAUAUUUGUAAGUUUUUUUAAAAGUUAGUAUCAAAUUAAUUGAAGUUGCACUUCCAGACUUGGAUGUGUUUAUAUUACUGAGUAUGGUAUUGCUUCUCUUUUUUAGUUUGAAAUGUAUGACUUGGAGUUUUAAAGUGAAAAAUGACAAAGUUAUUUGUGGAUAAACUAAAAAGGUUGCUUAACUGAAAGCUGUUGGUAUAAGUUUAAUGUGGGGGUUAGAAUCUCCAAAAGGCUAACAUUUUACUCUUUCAAAACAAUUAUAAUGCCCUGUUUUAGUCCCUAAAAAUUCUCAUUGCAGAAUAUGCCCGCUUAUAAAAUUCUUAUUUUGAAAAUUAAAUCUAUAUGUUGACUUCCUUAUCAAUCAUCUUGUUGUGCAAUCAAAAUUAGAGUUCUUUGAUUUGAAAACAACACUUAGAGCCUCCAAAUAACUUUAAGAUUUGUUUAGCUUUGUGGGUGGUAUUUUCAUGCGAAUAAGUAAGGGUGGGUUUUAUAUCUUAUAGAAGUUUUUGGUCCUAUUUUAAUGCUCUUUGUAUGGCAGUAUGUAUAUAGUGUGCUAAAUUCCUCAAAGCUCUCCUUAAAAACUUUGAAGUUAAUACUUUUGUGCAACUGUGUUUUGAAUAAAGCCAUGACAGUGUUAAAACAAACAAAAAAAUGCAGUACUUCUGACUAUUCUUUUAUUGUUUCUGACUGUACUGUUUUUUUUUUUUUUCUGUGACUGCUGUUAACUUAAAGUUUUGAAACCGAAUUGCUUCAAAUAAAUUGAAGAUUUGUUGUUAA